AUGGAUCAAGACUACUUCUAUCACGAGCGGUUCUUGCUGAAAUCAGAGAUGUGGAAUUUUCUGCUCUACGUUGCGGUCACCGCGUGCACGUUAAACGUGUCUCUUCAAGGGGAACAUCAGCGCAAACUGUACAGGCACCUGAUGGCUAACUACAACCCACUAGAGAGACCCGUCUUCAAUGACUCUCACAGCCUCACCGUCCACUUCAGCUUCAGCCUCAUGCAGAUUAUGGAUGUGGAUGAAAAAAACCAGGUUUUGACAACCAACAUUUGGCUACAGCUGUACUGGAAUGAUCAUUACCUCAAGUGGAACACAUCUGACUAUCCAGGUGUGACCAAUGUGAGAUUUCCCGACCAUCUCAUUUGGAAACCAGACAUUCUUCUCUAUAACAGUGCAGAUGAGAGGUUUGAUGCCACUUUUCACACCAACAUUUUGGUCAAUUCGUCUGGCUCCUGCUCCUACUUACCACCAGGGAUCUUCAAGAGUACCUGCUACAUUGAUGUGCGCUGGUUCCCAUUUGAUGUGCAGCGAUGUGACCUGAAGUUUGGCUCCUGGACAUAUGCUGGCUGGUCUCUGGACUUGCAAAUGGUGGAGGCUGAUACUACUGGCUACACCGCUAAUGGCGAGUGGGACCUUGUGGAGGUACUAGGGAAGAGGAAUGAGCGCUUCUAUGAGUGCUGUGAGGAGCCUUAUCCAGACGUGACCUUCACAGUGGUGAUGCGUAGGCGGACCCUCUACUACGGCCUCAACCUGCUCAUCCCUUGCGUCCUCAUCUCUACCCUGGCCCUGCUGGUCUUUCUGCUUCCUGCAGACUCCGGGGAAAAGAUCUCACUGGGGAUAACAGUCCUGCUCUCCCUGACUGUAUUCAUGCUGCUAGUAGCUGAGAUUAUGCCAGCCACCUCUGACUCGGUACCUUUAAUAGCUGAGUACUUUGCCACCACAAUGGUAAUUGUUGGUCUCUCAGUAAUCGCAACAGUUCUGGUCUUACAAUACCACCACCAUGACCCCAAUGGAGGCAAAAUGCCAAAAUGGACACGGAUCAUUCUCCUCAACUGGUGUGCCUGGUUCCUGCGCAUGAAGCGCCCGGGCGAGGAGCGUGUACGUUCAGCCUGCCACAACAAGGGCCCACGGAGCAGUUUGACCAGCAUAGACCUUAAUGCUAGCACCUCGGUCUCUCAAUCCACCAAUGGCAACAUGCUCUACAUUGGCUUUCGUGGCCCCGAGAACAUGCACUACUCCACUGCUGCUACUUCCCCCGACUCAGGAGUCCUCUGUGGACGGCUUGUUGGCCGAGCGGGUGAGGAUGAGGUGCUUCUCCCCACAGGCCAGAGCUCCUCAGUUGGCACCAUUGAACCAGAAUUAUCGAAAAUACUGGAUGAGGUUCGUUACAUUGCCAAGCGAUUCCGUGACCAAGAUGAGGAGGAGUCACUGUGCAACGAGUGGAAGUUUGCUGCAUCUGUCAUUGACCGCCUUUGCCUUAUGGCAUUCUCGCUCUUCACCAUCCUCUGCACCAUUGGAAUCCUUAUGUCUGCGCCUAACUUUGUAGAGGCCAUUUCCAAAGACUUCUUUGCUUAAGAAAUCUCAGUAGGCAUUUGCUGAUA
Messenger RNA from Lampris incognitus (smalleye Pacific opah), 1601 nucleotides. RefSeq names its product cholinergic receptor, nicotinic, alpha 7a (neuronal) (gene chrna7a). Gene Ontology annotation, biological process: signal transduction; nervous system process; chemical synaptic transmission. Gene Ontology annotation, cellular component: neuron projection; synapse; postsynaptic membrane. Bases 1 to 1575 code for a protein of 524 amino acids. NCBI's taxonomy places the organism in Eukaryota, Metazoa, Chordata, Actinopteri, Lampriformes, Lampridae. The record is from RefSeq and is a predicted model, not a curated record. Gene Ontology annotation, molecular function: transmembrane signaling receptor activity; acetylcholine-gated monoatomic cation-selective channel activity. The transcript is spliced from 11 exons.